Messenger RNA from Ctenopharyngodon idella (grass carp), 1987 nucleotides. It is a transcript of the gene bmerb1, whose product is annotated as bMERB domain containing 1. The transcript has 6 exons. Lineage: Eukaryota; Metazoa; Chordata; Actinopteri; Cypriniformes; Xenocyprididae. Bases 142 to 714 code for a protein of 190 amino acids. Gene Ontology annotation, cellular component: microtubule cytoskeleton. The record is from RefSeq and is a predicted model, not a curated record. Gene Ontology annotation, biological process: negative regulation of microtubule depolymerization.
CCCUCAUCAUGGUGACGUCACGGAGCUUCAUUCUGUCAAGAUGUUGUUCGGUUCCGCGGAUGAGCGCAGAUCAGCGUGAUUGCAGCGACGACAGAGCGACAAAAUAAAAUAAAUCCAAAAUCUGUGACAUCAGCAUUUACUAUGGAAUUAAAGAAAGCAAUUUCUGAGAGCGACGGGAUGAUGAAAACAUACGGCGCGAUGCACGAGACAAACCGGAGUAGAGACAAAGGCCAGAUGGACGUGUCCAUGGCAGAAAGCUCCAUGUCUCCAGACGAGAUCGAGGCGGAAAUGGCUCGGAUUCAGCGCCUGCGGGAGGUGCUAGUGAGACGUGAGUCCGAACUGAGAUUCAUGAUGGACGAUAUUCAGCUCUGCAAAGACAUUAUGAACCUGAAACAGGAACUGAGGAAGAUAGUGACAAUGCCAGACGCAGAGAAGACUAAGAAACAUCGUCAGAGAGAAGAAAAAUUAAUCCAGGAGAUUCAUCAGCUGGUGCAGAAGAGAGAUUUCCUGGUGGAUGAUGCUGAAGUUGAGCGUCUGAGGGAGCAGGAGGAAGAUAAAGAGAUGGCCGAGUUCCUCAGACAGAAGCUCAGUGUUAUACAGAGAGCUCCAAAGCCAAGAAUGACUGAACCUCCACCCAACAAACCCUCCAUCACCAAGAGCAGCGCGGCCAUCAUUAAAGACUGCUGCGGAGCCACCCAGUGCGUCAUCAUGUGAAAAUCUCCCACCAAUGUCACACCUUACCGUCUGACAGUUAAUUGUGAUCUCCCAAAGCAAAUCUUAUUAAGUGAAUUUGAUGAAUAUGUUAAUGAGUUUGGAUUUGUUCACUGGAGCAGUAAAAAGACUUUUUAGUGUGAUUCUGCAGCAUGUCAAAGUCAACAGAAACUCCAUCGCAAGCGAUUCGUUGCAGACAGGAGGAACAGAAGAGGAGCACGUCGAUGUCCCAUAUAAUUCACCUGAAACAAAACUGAGCUCAAACACAAUCUUAACCCUAACCAUAAAGGUCCAUUCACACCAAGAACGAUAACACCAACGCACAAUAUCAUUCAGUUUAUUAUAAGCACGCUGCAGUUGUCAUCUGUCCCUUUAAAUGCUCGAGCCCGUUAAAGCAGGAUGGAUUCUGAUUAGCUCAAUGUUCGUGUCGUUCAUCAGUUGGGAAAAAAAAAAAAAAAAAUCAUUCUGAAAGUGAAUCCAAGAAUAUCGUUUCUCUGUGUCAUUAUCGUUAUAGUUGUGGAGUGGACUUUGCUAUUCUUUUAUAUUUAGAAUGAUUUUUAUCGUAAUAGUUGUCCUUGGUGUGAACAAACCUUAAAGGCCCGUUCACACCAAGGACGAUAACGAUAAACAUAGUUCUAAAAAUCGUUCUCAAAAUUAAAGAAUAGCACAGUCCACUCGACAACAACGGCACAGAGAAACAAUAUAGUUGCAAUCACUUUCAGAACGAUUUUAUCCAGCUAAUGAACGAUAAAAACAUUGACAGCCAAUCAGAAUCAAUCCUGUUAGAAUAAGCUUGAGCAUUUAAAGUGACAGACAAGCAUGCGCUUAGAAUAAACAGAACAUUAUCCUCGCUGGUGUGGAUGCUAAUAUAAUUAUCGUUGUUGGUGUGAAUGAGCCUUAAGAGCUACGAAGAAUCAGUCACAAGCACAACAGAACCACCAAAAAAAACAAAAACAAAAAAACAAAAAAAAAAAACACCACACACAAUCACAAUAAUUAUAACUUAAUUCAUCAUUGUUUGAAAAUGAUUCUGAAGUUUAGGGGAUUUGUACAAGUCUGUUUCUUUGAACAGGAACAAGUUUUCUUGCACACAGAACUGAAUCAACACACCACCAUGUCAUAUACGUGCACAAAUAUGAAAACCAAGCAUUCCUUUGCCUUUUGGAACGUGCUGAUAUUUAAGCAGGCCCAAUAAUCAGAAGUAAACAGACUACCUGAAUAAAGCAGGAUAUCAGCGGUGCUUGUGAAUAUUCUGCAAAUAAAGUAUCUUCCAGCA